UGUGUGUUGCAGAUCUGCCAUAAGAUGGUGGAUUUGUUAAGAGAGUGCAGUACUCUGGAAUACAUUCACGAUCCGGAAGGCGUUGCAAUAUUUGGUGAUUUGCAUGGAAGCGUGUUUGACCUGUUCAAAGGACUAAAGAAUAGCGGCUGGCCUAGUGAACGAACUCUGAUUUUUUUAGGUGAUUACGUGGAUCGAGGAGAAUACCCAAUAGAACUUGUCCUUUUUCUAUUUUUAUUAAAAUUACGCUACCCUAAACGUGUAUAUUUACUGCGUGGAAAUCAUGAAACAAUAAGCCAGUGCUAUGGAAAUAAAACCGACGAGCGAGGAUUGAUUCGAACUGUAUGUUUUGACAGUAGCGAGGGUUCUCAUAUCAUAUUUUUUCCGCGAUUCGUGUAA
Messenger RNA from Gongylonema pulchrum, 396 nucleotides. Lineage: Eukaryota; Metazoa; Nematoda; Chromadorea; Rhabditida; Gongylonematidae. The record is from the annotation of a GenBank genome assembly.